CGAGAUGCAUUUUUCUGAUAAUUCAGCAAGAUACCAGGUGCUGCUAGUAUAAUUUUACUUAAUUGUUUCCUGCUUUUUUUCUCCCCUUUUUGUCCAGUUUCCUGUUUGGAACUACAUUUGUUAUGGCUUCAGAGCAAUCUCAGCUUCAGAGAUGUCUACAAAAUCGCCGUUCUACCAUCAACUGUCUGUUAAAGGGUGUAGAGGACAACAAAACAUUUCCAUAUUCACAGGAGAAAACAGUCAAAGCAUGGAGCUCUCUGGAGAAUCUCGACAGUCCUGGCAUCAAAGCAGAGUGCCCUAAAGCUGAGGAGAGACCUAAAUGGCAGCAGUGCAUCAGCGUUAAUGUUGGAGGGAAAGUGUUUCAUAUCCCGAAACAGUGUGCCAUUAAAUAUCCUAACACUCGGAUAGGCUCCUUGGCUCUCUGCAGGGACAGAGCAAAACUCCUCACACUGUGCGACGACUACUCCGUAUGCAAGAAUGAGUUCUUCUUUGAUCGUGACCCUGCCUUCUUCCACCACAUCUGCCAUUUCUACACAAGCGGAGUGCUGUGGGUCAUACGGGAAAUGUGCCCCAUCAACUUUGAAGAGGAAAUUGCUUACUGGGGUCUGAGCCUGAAGGACACCCAGCGCUGCUGCUGCAUUGUGUUCGAGGAGAAGGUGGAUGAGGUGAAGGAUGACCUGAAGGUGGAGAGGGAGCUGAUGGCUGAGAUUGAGGUGAAGUACGACGAUGAGUGCUUCAAGGACAUGAUCUUUGGGAAUGUGAGAAAGACUCUGUGGAACAUUGUAGAGAAUCCGUACUCUUCAAGUCUGGCGAAGGCUUUCACUGUGCUCUCUAACUUUUUUGUGCUUUUCUCCAUCAUGGCAAUGACUCUCAACACAGUGGAGGAACUUCAGGUAUAUAGAAGUAAUGGCAAAACACACAUGGAAUGGGUGGAGAUCAUCACCAUUGUGUUCUUUACCUUUGAAUAUUUAAUUCGCCUUGUCACCACGCCUAACAUCAUAAUGUUUUUAAAGAGUGGACUCAACUUUGUGGACAUGGUGGCGGUCAUGCCUUAUUUCUUCCAGAUCAUCUUUGAAGCCUUUACUGACACUGAGGAUGUGAACACACACGAAGACCUCAAGGCCAUGGCUCGGGUCAGCAAGUUCAGCCAUGUCCUCAAAGUGGUCAAGCUGCUGAGGGUCUUUCGGAUUUUGAAGCUGGCUCGACACUCAACCGGCAUGAAAGCGUUUGGGUUCACUCUGCGGCAGUGUUACCAGCAGGCUUCCUGCCUUUUACUCUUUAUUGCCAUGGGAAUCUUCACUUUCUCUGCUCUCCUGCAUUCAGCCGAGAGGGAUACUGAGGGAUCUCCCAUCAGUAGUAUCCCUUAUGCCUGGUGGUGGGCUGCAGUCAGCAUCUCCACCGUGGGCUACGGGGAUGUGGUUCCUGUAACUCUUCUGGGCCGCAUUGUGGCCUUUGGCUGCAUUUCCUUUGGUAUCAUCUUGAAUGGCAUGCCAAUCUCCUUCCUGUUUAACAACUUCUCAGAUUACUAUGCCAAACUAAAAGCCCAGGAGUACAACACUACCUCAGUGGAGCGACGCUUUCAGUUUAGAAAGCGCCUCAGAAGCAGAAUGGACAUGUGUUUCCAUCCCUCAGAGGAAGACAAUAGUAGAGACAGCCGCUGCGAGUGCCCACACUGAGUUGCUUUUUAAAUGAUAUGAUCGUUUUUGGGAGUGUGUUGCUUGGUAAACUUGAGUUUCAGUCUUCAUUCGUGACCUGUUGGUUCUGUUAGCUGUUUCUGUUUAAAUAACAGCAAGGGAAACCACAAUGAGGGAAUAGGUGACACGGACAGGAAGAGGAAGUGGCGGUUUGCACAGAUGCACAUAGAUUCACUGAGGUCUAGUCUUAAAUAAUCAUUAGCAAAGCAGUGGAGAAAACAUUCAGAUAGCAGCAUUUUUAACUGUUGCUUGGUUUACGAGUUAAAAUGAUACACGUUUCCUGUCAUAAGUCAUAUCAGCUGUCAAUAACUGAUAGAUUUAUUACCUAUCAAAAAUAGUGGGACAGUAUUAGAAUUUACACUCCACUGCCCAACCACAAGUGAAUGUACAUUUUUGCUGUGAUAGUUAAAGACCUAAGACCUGCAGUUUCACGCCUGAUGACCAUCACUGGUGGAUGUUGCUCUUUGCACUCUGCAGCAAGUCAUCUGUCAGUGUGCGAAGACAUGUUACAUUACAGUGCUAUCACAGCAAUACAUAUACCAACAGAUGCGAGGACAAUGACAACGAUAACUGCUUUUUAUUGUUGUCAUGUACAUGUGGAUUUUUAAAGUUUUACCUUUAAUGUUGAAUUGUUUUUAUAAUUUAAUGGGGUGUGCUUGCCUCACCUGUUGUUAAUAUUCCUUUUAAAAAUAUAUUUUCUCAUGUUUUUCCACAUUAAGUAAUUAAACAUGAACAUCUGG
Toxotes jaculatrix (banded archerfish) is the source of this 2434-nucleotide messenger RNA. Its product is annotated as potassium voltage-gated channel subfamily V member 2-like. Gene Ontology annotation, cellular component: membrane; voltage-gated potassium channel complex. The transcript is spliced from 2 exons. Gene Ontology annotation, molecular function: delayed rectifier potassium channel activity. The coding region runs from base 123 to 1676 and encodes 517 amino acids. Lineage: Eukaryota; Metazoa; Chordata; Actinopteri; Toxotidae. Gene Ontology annotation, biological process: protein homooligomerization; potassium ion transmembrane transport. The record is from RefSeq and is a predicted model, not a curated record.